AUGUACGCCUUUGUGCGGUUCCUGGAGGACAACGUCUGCUACGCGCUGCCCGUGUCGUGCGUGCGCGACUUCAGCCCCCGCUCGCGGCUGGAUUUUGACAACCAGAAGGUGUACGCCGUGUACCGCGGCCCGGAGGAGCUGGGCGCCGGGCCCCAGAGCCCCCCGCGCGCCCCCCGCGAUUGGGGCGCGCUCCUGCUCCACAAGGCCCAGAUCCUGGCGCUGGCAGAAGACAAAUCUGACCUUGAAAACAGUGUGAUGCAGAAGAAAAUUAAAAUCCCCAAACUUUCUCUCAAUCACGAAGAAGAUGGGGAAAUUAAAGACUAUGGGGAAGAAGAUUCACAGCUCAGACACAUCAAGAGGCCUGAGGGGCGGAAGCCAAGUGAGGGGCCGCACAAGAGCAUCGAGGCAGUGGUGGCCCGGCUGGAGAAGCAGAACGGCCUGAGCCUGGGCCACAGCACGUGUCUCGAAGAAGUCUUCGUGGAGACCUCCCCGGGCACGGACGACAUGGACAGUCUGGAGGAGGCCGUCGUGCCCCGGGCCCUGUACGAGGAGCUGCUGCGCAGCUACCAGCAGCAGCAGGAGGAGAUGCGGCACCUCCAGCAGGAGCUGGAGCGGACUCGGAGGCAGCUGGUCCAGCAGGCCAAGAAGCUCAAGGAGUACGGGGCACUUGUGUCCGAAAUGAAAGAGCUCCGAGACCUCAAUCGGCGGCUCCAAGACGUGCUGCUCCUACGGCUUGGCAGCGGUCCCGCCAUUGACUUGGAAAAAGUAAAGUCAGAAUGUCUCGAGCCCGAGCCGGAGUUACGGAGCACUUUCAGUGAGGAAGCAAAUACGUCGUCCUAUUACCCUGCUCCUGCACCUGUCAUGGACAAGUAUAUCCUAGACAAUGGCAAGGUCCAUCUGGGAAGCGGGAUUUGGGUUGAUGAAGAGAAAUGGCACCAGCUACAAGUAACCCAAGGGGAUUCCAAGUACACGAAGAACCUGGCCGUCAUGAUUUGGGGAACAGAUGUUCUGAAGAACAGAAGCGUCACAGGAGUUGCCACCAAAAAAAAGAAGGAUGCAGUCCCGAAGCCACCCCUCUCACCUCACAAACUGAGCAUUGUCAGAGAGUGUUUGUACGACAGAAUAGCACAAGAAACAGUGGAUGAAACAGAAAUUGCACAGAGACUCUCCAAAGUCAACAAGUACAUCUGUGAAAAAAUCAUGGAUAUCAAUAAAUCCUGUAAAAAUGAAGAACGAAGGGAAGCGAAAUACAAUUUGCAAUAAACUUUGGAUUUUUCUAAAAGCCUAUGCGUUUUCCUUGCGUAACGUGUGAUUUACGGGCAGUGGUAACGUCCGAACCAGAGCCUGCCUUGCGUGGUCAGGUGUGGGCAGAGCGCAAGCAGAGUUCUGGGGACAGCGGCUUGUUCUGACCUUGGACUUCAUACGCCAAAGAAGCCAGAUGGAUUUGCUAAGACUCAAGCCACAACCAGAUGCCAGUGUCGUUAUGGGGAUGGGAAAAAAGCAAAAACAAAAACUUCACUAAGGGGGCAAAGUGUUGCAGUCGCCUAUCACUUGACCAGGAAAUUGAACUGAAAUGUUCACCAUUCAAGGACUUCUAUCUCUGUUAUCUAUUUUGUUCUAUAAUAAAACUUCAUUAAUUGUU
This is a messenger RNA of Echinops telfairi (small Madagascar hedgehog), 1642 nucleotides long. RefSeq names its product BEN domain containing 5 (gene BEND5). The transcript is spliced from 6 exons. NCBI's taxonomy places the organism in Eukaryota, Metazoa, Chordata, Mammalia, Afrosoricida, Tenrecidae. Gene Ontology annotation, molecular function: DNA binding. Gene Ontology annotation, biological process: negative regulation of DNA-templated transcription. The record is from RefSeq and is a predicted model, not a curated record. Bases 1 to 1263 code for a protein of 420 amino acids.